Molecule: messenger RNA, 336 nt
Organism: Fraxinus pennsylvanica
Lineage: Eukaryota; Viridiplantae; Streptophyta; Magnoliopsida; Lamiales; Oleaceae
Source: the annotation of a GenBank genome assembly
AUGUCCAAACUACUCUCCGCCAUCGUCCGUCGACUCCGGGAUCCUGAUUCUUCGGUCCGCUCUGCCUGCGUAUCUGCUUCUCUCUCCCUCUCUUCACGUCUCACAUCGUCAUCUUUUGCUUCCAUUACCAAGCCAUUCCUUGAAUUUCUCUUCAGAGAACAUGACUCUAAUACUCGUGCUGCUCUCUGUUUGGUAUCAAUAAUCGAAGGAUCACAAAGUCUGGAUUCCGGUAGCUUGAAACGCCUGUUACUGAGAUUUUGGAUCCAAUCAGUGGAGAAAUCUUGCCCUAAUUCGAUUUCUCACGAACAUAUUGAGGAAAUGGGCUUUGGUCAAUAA